Messenger RNA from Bubalus bubalis (water buffalo), 798 nucleotides. Its product is annotated as interferon beta-3-like. The record is from RefSeq and is a predicted model, not a curated record. Gene Ontology annotation, biological process: T cell activation involved in immune response; B cell differentiation; adaptive immune response. The transcript has 3 exons. NCBI's taxonomy places the organism in Eukaryota, Metazoa, Chordata, Mammalia, Artiodactyla, Bovidae. Gene Ontology annotation, cellular component: extracellular region. Gene Ontology annotation, molecular function: type I interferon receptor binding; cytokine activity. Bases 1 to 798 code for a protein of 265 amino acids.
AUGCGAGGCCCGAAAAGGAAAUUUCCUCACGGCUCCGUCGGCCCCACGCGCUCCCUGGGCCCCGGCGGCGCCUCGCCCGGGGCCGAGGCUCCUGCCGACGGGGACCCCUGGGUUCUCCCGGUGGAUCCCGCGCUAGAGUUCGCGGCGCUGAACCUGGAGGCGGGUCCCGCUGGGUGGGCGGUGCUGUCGGUGCGUUACGGCGAAUUCGGAACAGGUAGCCCUGUGCCUGAUUUCAUCCUGACCUACCGGUGCCUCCUCCCGAUGGUUCUCCUGCUGUGUUUCUCCACCACAGCUCUUUCCGGGAGCUACAGCUUGCUCCGAUUCCAGCAAAGGUGGAGCACUGUGGUGUCUCAGAAACUCCUGGGGCAGUUACCUGCAACGCCUCAACAUUGCCUCGAGGCCAGGAUGGACUUCCAGGUCCCUGAGGAAAUGAACCAAGCACAGCAGUUCCGGAAGGAAGAUGCCAUAUUGGUCAUCUAUGAGAUGCUCCAGCAGAUCGUCAAUAUUCUCAUCAGAGACUUCUCCAGCACUGGCUGGUCUGAGACCAUCAUUGAGGACCUCCUUGUGGAACUCUAUGGGCAGAUGAAUCGUCUGCAGCCAAUCCAGAAGGAAAUAAUGCAGAAGAAAAACUUCACUAUGGGAGACACAACUGUUCUUCGCCUGAAGAAAUACUACCUCAACCUCAUGUACUACCUGAAGUCCAAGGAGUACAACAGGUGUGCCUGGACAGUCGUGCAAAUGCAAUUGCUCAGGAACUUUUCUUUCCUGAAGAGCCUAAGAACUUACCUCCGUGACUGA